Molecule: messenger RNA, 1073 nt
Organism: Dermacentor andersoni
Lineage: Eukaryota; Metazoa; Arthropoda; Arachnida; Ixodida; Ixodidae
Cellular component (GO): membrane
Source: RefSeq, a predicted model, not a curated record
CUUCGAUGGGCAUAUUGGGCAUCUUGCUCUCUCGAAGCUUGCGGCACGGAUUUGUUCCCCGCCAAUAACAGUGCUCUUUUGUGAAGAGCUUACCAGGAAAUUAGGCUCCUGUGUCGUCCUAAAAAAAGUUUUAUUUGUCAGUGCCAGAAGAUGUCCAUGGCUCUGAGCCCCACGCCGGUGACCAUCACCGCCGGGCCAAGCGUUCCUCCGCCUUCUUCAGCUCUACCGUUUCAGUUCACCACUGCCUUUGUCACUAGCCUGACUGGCAUCCUCACAGCGUCCGAAAUGAUACUGUCGAUCAUCGUCUACGCCUUGUCAGUGUCUUCGGCUGGAGGCAUUUCCUCUCUGCAGCUCCUGAUGGCGCUUAGCUUCAGCUACUGGCUGCAGUGUUUUUUCUUUCUACUUUCGGAGAGUACGUCGACGAGACCUGUCCUGCCCGGGACGAGCUAUUUUCUUACAUUUCACGCCCUCGGAUCUCUUCUCUACAUCUUCGUCUCCAUCGCCCACCUGGCCAGCUUCAACUCCUCUGCUACCGUCGCCGGAUUUUCGAUAGCGGGACAGGCCCUUAACAUUGAUGUUUUCAACGCCGACGUGGUGAACGCAGCUGGGGCAAUGGGACUUAUCGCGGGAGCUGCGCACCUCUUCCACGUUGCAUUAAUAGUCAGGAAGAUGAUUUCGUAGGCCUGGACUAUUUUCUAAGAACAGCACUUGGAAUUGUUGCCACCGCAACAAAUAAGCCACAUUUUGCUUACAGGCUUUGCCAAGGUGACGGCUUUGUGGUUGUGACGUCGGUUCCACGCCUUUAUAGCCGUACUUGUUUAAUCAACGGAAAUGGGCGUUUGUGUGGCGAGCAGUUGAAGCAGCUCCUGGUCGUAAGAACAGCAUUAGGGAAGAGGACAAUUAUUUUUUUCUUCACCCUUGCUCAAUACGGCCCGUGCAGGUGCACCCGGGAGCACAGGUUUACGGGCUGUGUAAAGUCCUAUUAUUAUUUGGCAGGUGGAAACUGCACACCGUCACUCUUCGAGAUGUGGUCUUCUGUAGCCAUUAAAAGCGGCCACGGGCCAGGAACAGCG